CGACGUUUGGUCGAGUAACAUUACAAAGUCCUAGCUACGCUUGCUAUACAGUAACACACGCGGGUAAGUAUAAGUGAUUUAAUGAUUUGAUGAGAUUCGCCAGGGAAUCGCCGCAGGGUAGUUAGUUAAUAUAAGUCAUACAGGGAUUUUCAAGUUCGCAGAUCGUCACAAUUAUAAAUAUUGGAUGGCGCAUUUUUGUAAGUUUACUUUAGUCCAGAUUUGAAAGCAUGCAAACCAAUAUUUCGUAUUACAGAAGUCACUAUUAAAACAUUCCACGUUUUACAUACUCUAACAAAAUAAUAAAUCUGAUAUAUGUUAAAGUUUUAGCAAAGGGAAUUACAAAUCUAAUUAAGUUUUCGUUCGUUUCACUUCUGGUUAUUCCUGAUCCAGCUAUUGUUGGUAGAGCACUCAUCAAUAUAAAUAUGGUUGUUAAUUAUCUUCAUGCCAAUAAGUUAUUGGUGCCAAUAUUCUAUAUUCAUGGUAUAUACUAAAUCAAGUUGGUGUAAUCUAGUUAUUACGAGACAUUGGUGAUAAAUCCAAAAUUUCUUUGCACCUUCUCGAUGUCCUCGAUCAACUUAAUGGACUGUGGGCACCAUUCGUGGAUGCAUAAGUGAAAGUGCUACGCAUGUGCGCCCCACGGGAUUUAACAUUACGUAAUUAGUAAUAGACCGGAGUACGUCACAUGGCGUGACAGAGCAUGCGCGGUAUGGAGAUUCGAAAAUCGUACAGAACUACGUACGUGUAUUCGCGUUGCAAACUUGCGAAAAAGUUGGCACCUUGAUUGCCUUAUGUUUGACAUGGAGGCCUGGUUACCAAUCGCGUCUCAACGUCUGUGUUAUAUGACCGUAAUUCCUCAUCAAAAUGAUGCCAUGGUGCUAGCCAGUGCGCUGAGAGACAUUCACCCCCUGAUAAUAUUCAAAAUGGCGGACCUCCACAAGCAAACUGGGUAGGACCAUGGCGUCAGCAUUUUGAUGACGAAUCAUGUGGCAGCAUCAUGUGGCAGCUGCAAUGCUGCAGGUAAUCCACAACCAAAUUUGUUAAUUGUUCUGAAUAUAGUACUAAUAUAGUGAUGGGUGUAGGAGGUAUUUGAGUAGUUGUAAUGAAAUAACUUGCGAUACUCUACCAAUAAAAAGUUAUAUUUGGCUAGGUGAUUGGCAGCUAAUGGGUUAAGGUUACUCCACAUGAUGGAAACCCAUUUCACCAAAAUGCUCACCGCGCGCUCAAUUUUCAAGUUUUCCCCUUCAAAUUUUGCAUGCAAAAUGAUAAAUCAUUGCUGUAGCUAACGAUUUGCCAAAAAUUCUACACCUUUAAAAACUGUACUUGCUACGGGUUGCUUUUGAAAAUAUGACGGCCUUUGCGCCACGAGAUUAGAACGCUCCUGAUUUACCUCAAAGGCUUCCGAAACAUAAUAUUUCCCAUCUCAAAUGAUCAAAGAACAAAACCGUGUUCGCGUUUUUUGACAGGUAUUAUAUUUGCUUUGAUAUAAAGCAGAGAAGUUGACUCAUCUAAAUUUUGGGAGAAUGGCAGAAUAGAUGCCUAUAACUUGAAAAGUAUGGCACUAAAUAAAAAAACGCGAACACGGUUUUGCUACUGUAAUAUUGUUCAACAUUGUGGCAAAGUUUGGAGGGAAUCGGAUAAAACGUGCGCGUUUCUAAACAAUUUUUGUGGGGACAAUCUGAGAAUAUUUCAAUCUCCGUAAAAGACGAUAUUAGGUUUGGCGGGGUUUUUCCGCUCUCAGUUAUCACCUCGAAGUAUAAUCGGAUUAAAAUUAGUAAAGUGUGUUUUGGCAAGGGUUUUCGGUGUCGUUCACUCAUCAUCAGUUUAUCACAAACCGUACAUGCGAGAAACCACGCGAAAAAACUUGCUAAUAUGCCGGCGAAACGCAAAUGUAAAAAAGGGAUAGCUAUACAGACCGAUCUAAAUCGGCCAAACGAAAAUACAGUUGAAGAUCUGUCGUGCACCACGAAGACACAAGCGAGGUUGAAGGUCACACAUCCGGUAUCGAGUAUCACAUCAAGCCACAUAUUGUCAAUUACAAUUACAACUUUCGCGGCAAAGGAAUCAGUGGUUAUAACAUAUUUUGUUAUAUUUCAGACGCAUUUUAAUAUUUUGGGAAAAAACUUCCGGCAAUCGAUAGAUCUUCAGUCCGUGAAUAUAAAUCAAUAAAAAUGUAAAAAAUGAUGAAAUCAGUGUUUUCAUCAUAUAAUGUAACCUUAACUACUGACAUGUAAUUUUAAUAGAUUGUUUGGCCAAGUAAAACAGUGAAUUCAAUGUUUUAAAGUUAAUAUCUCAUUUAUUUCAAAUGUCAUUUGUCAAACACUCAAACCAUGUGGAUACACCAAAUAUUGUAAACAAACCAAAUAUCGUAAACCUCCGAUUAUAAGCCCUGGAAUUAUAUAAGUUCGUAAGCUUUUGUUGAUGGGCUUAUACAUAUGGGGGGGGGGGGGGUUAUAUACAGGUGCUCACAUCAACAUAUUUAUAUGAUCUAGAAAAGAACGUCUGAUGCCUGAUAGAUCAUUGCUCCUCACACUAUAACUAUUAAAAUGUGGCAAUUGCACCAAUUCAGGCACGAUAUUGCUCAAUUGUUACCCCCAUUUAAACCAAGUGCAAUAUAUUCUAUCACUGCGGCUUGCUCUAUCAGCACAUAGUUAAUAUAGACAGCGUGAACACAAUGAUUCCCAACACCAAAAAUGCACUGUCAGAUUUAUAAAAUCAAACGCGGGCCUAUAUAAAUCGUCAAAUCUCGAGUGAGGUCGCACUGUUUCAAAGGUUGUUGCUGAUUGGUUCAUAGGUGUAAUGUGGUGCUUAAUUCAAGUGUAAGCCUAUUCAAACAUUAACUUAAUUAACACAUUAAAUAUUAAUUUAUUACUAAAAAUGGUACCAUAAUAGUGAAAACGAAUCGUCAUACAGUUUGAUAUCAACAUAAUUACAUUUAAUACACUCUGGGACAUAGUGUAUUUGACUUAUGAGUUUAAUGCAAGUGGAUGCUAUGGUCGACCUACCAAUGCAUUGAUAUUGCUGAUUUAUAAAGGUUAUUACUCUAUUAUAAAUACAUUUUACAUGUUCUGAAUCCAGUACAAAUGGAAGGCUAGUACAAGAUAUGUAUGUAUGUAUAUAUAAUACUGUAUAUAUGUAUGUAUGUAUGUAUGUAUGUAUGUAUGUAUGUAUGUAUGUAUGUAUAUAUAAUAAUAUUUGUGAUAUAUAAUGGUUGUUUUAAUAUCAAUAAUAUUGUUCUAAAAAAAUAACAUUUGCAGGAUAGUACAAGUUCAAUAUAUAUGCAGCAGUAGCAGUUGAGGUAGUGAGGCGAUGGUGCCAGUGGUGGCGGUGGUGGCAAUGGUGGAGGUGGUAGCAAGCCAAUAAUAUUUGUGAUAUAUAAUGGUUGUUUUAAUAUUAAUAAUAUUGCUCUAAAAAAAUAAAAUUUGCAGGAUAGUACAAGUUCACAGUUUGACCGGCAAAUAUCGUCGCCUGGCGGACAUGCGUGACCGGUAAAUUUUUUAAUAAAAAAUGGAGCAGAUUUUUUAUUUCCAAUUUUCCAAAGAAGCGUAUGUCCGUCUACAGUGCAGGCAAAUAAGGGUGGCGAAGUGACACAUUUUGUCAUACAUGCAGAUACGAUAUACCGCAAGCAUUGUUCUUAAGGGGCGGAUCAUUUGACUUUUGGGGGGGUUGGAAGAUUUCAAAAAAACAUUUCCUGCAAGCCAAAGAGAGGGAAAGAAAAAAUCAUGCAGCAUGCAAUCGAGAAAAAAAAAUCAUGCAAAAGAGAGCACUCAAAAAAAAUUCUUGCAUGUAAUUCUACAGGGUGUAUCAAAAAAAACUGAACAGAUUUGAAAUUGCUCUCAAUUUCGCAAAACACCUAUUUGUAUCUGGUUUUUUAUAUAUAUAGCUUCUUUGGGUACUUAUAAUGUAAAAUAAUGAAAACAAUUUCUCGAACUCAAAUUUUGUGAACCAGGGGGGUGUGUCUUUUCCAACAAACUACAAAUGGCUCGCGCACAAAAUUUAAAAGCUGUAAUCAUAUUUUGAGUUAAUAGAUUGAAAAUUUGUCGGGUUUUUAAUUACUGUACAAAAUUUCAGACAAUUUGGUUUAGUUUAUGUCAGCAAUAUGCAAAUUAGGUAUAAAUAACCUUUAACUAUUCAUUUUUUCUAAAAAGUCAGCCUUUCGCAUGCUUAAUUAAUGCCUUUAUACCUAAUUUGCAUAUUGCUGACAUAUGCAAAUUAGGCAAAUGCAUUAAUUAAGCAUGCAAAUAGCUGAUUUUUCGGGAAAAUUGUAACUUUGCGUGAAUAGUUAAAGGGCUUAAACUAAACCAAAUUGUCUGAAAUUUUGUACAGUGAUUAAAAUCCCGACAAAUUUUCUAUCUGUUAACUCAAAAUAUGAUUGCAGCUUUUAAAUUGUGUGCGCGAGCCAUUUUUAGUUUGUUGGAAAAGACACCCCCCCCCCUGGUUCACAAAAUUUGAGUUCGAGAAUUUUUUCUCAUUAUAGCAAGUUUAUACAUGCUCAUAGCAUUAUAAACUUAAGUUAAUGAAACAAGCGUUAGGACAAGAGUAAAGUUGUGCAAAGUCUCCUGGAGUACAAAGGUCUGGUACAAAGGUCAAUCUGUGAAACAUUUGAUCAUACACGUGCAAAGCGCAAGGCUGAAUUAACAACAAACCAUUGUCAAAUCUCUUCCCAUGCAUGUGCGGGAAAAUAGACCAAUCAGGUUUCACCUCUUCGUCUGAAUAGUUUCCUGCUUGGAUCAGUAAGCCUCAUUGUGUCACUUGCAAGCAAAAUUGUAUGACCUCUGCGGCAAAGUACUUCGAAAUUAUACUUUUGGAAAAGAUAUAUCGUGGAUAUAAAACAACGGUCAGUAACACAGUAUUAUUCAGUGAUACCCAGUUUAUUCAAAUAUAGCCCUACUGCGGGCUUUGGUGGACAAAGGAAUACGUUGGCUCAAGUAUUGACGUAUAUGAAAUUCAGUGAGACGCAGUUUAUCAGUAAAAUAUAACUCUGCCGCGGGCAACCGUUUUUACUCUUUUGGUGGACAAAGGAAUACCUUGGCUGAUGUAUUGAUGUAUGACUCAGAGAGACGAUGUUUAUUCAAAUAUAACUCGGCAGGCGCUUUUACUCUUCUGGUGGACAAAGGAAUACGUUGGCUCAAGUAUCGAUGUGCGAUUCAGUGAGACGCAGUCUAUUCAAGUAUAACUCUACCGUGGUCAAGCGCUUUUACCCUCCUGGUGGACAAAGGAAUACGUUGGCUCAACCGAUGAAGUUAAAUGAAACCGCCGCUGGGAGAAUUAUAACAAGAUCGAGAGGCUAAACACGAAUUCAACAAGCGUCAUUUGAUAUCAUUCGUAUAUCAAUGUAUUUAUGUAUGCACAUGCAUUUGGUGCGUAAGUAUGCGGUGAAUUCACACGUUUGCUUCGUAUUUCGCUUUUCAAACCAAUCAAAAUGCUUUAACUUCAUUUAUUUUAUCACAGAAUUCGGGUAUAGUAAUUGUCGAACGCCAAAUGUAUCGACCAUUCACGCUAAAUCGAUCUGUAUUUCAAUGUCAAUUUUAUUACCAUCUUGAGGUUAUUAAUAACUCUUUCUCGACAUGUGACAUUUUUCACGGCAAGCAAUAUUUUGAUUCAACUGUUUUAUAACGUAAAUAUUUCAGUGCGUAUUCACCCCCCUUAAAAACAAAGAACACCAUUGAAAUCUUAACAAAAUAAGCUUUUCAUCGGGGGGUCUAAUGCCGUCAAAACAAAUACACAAACCGAAACAAUCAUAUAUUUACUCACCGCUUGGCCAAACAUUCUGUAUUUUCAUAUGGAGAAAAUGUUGAAUAUUUUCUAAACUCUUCAGUAUUCGCCGCAAGUUAAUGUUAGUGAAAUAUUCCUUGUAUUCAAGCGCUUUUAUGUAGAAAGUUUCGUUUGAAUACGGCGAGGAGAAAUGUUUAUUUUGUUUUUUUCAAAAUAUCGGGUUUCAUCGGGUUUUUACUCGCACGCGCGUGCUGCACGUAAAAUUGGCCAAUAAGGGGUCUCCCGUAGCCCAGUGCACGUGAAAAGCACGCUUCAGAUGUAAUUUGACCUUUAGAAUCGAUUUCCGAUGUUUUCCGAACGCUAGGAUGUAAACACGCGAUGUUUUGGCAGAUCUAAAAUGUAUUUCCGGUUAAAAAUAUCCCGCUGAUUUCAUUAGUUUCGCAACAGAUUGAAAUACCGAAAUAAAAGACGAAAAACUAAGGCUACAAGCUUGAAAAUAACACUUUCAAUAGUGUUUUUGAUUCUGUUUCGAAUAAGACUAUAGCGAAAACGAUAUCUCAAAAGGGGCCGAAGUUAUGUUCGGCAAAAGGUAUUGAUAGUUUACAUUGUUCGAGACAAUUGAUUAAUAUAAUGAAAUAUGACACCGCUUGACCUGUCGAAAGGUCAUAAAUUGUUAUACAAUUUCACUGAAAUUAUAUUUGACUAAAACUAUCGACAGGUAUUAGGAGAUAUUGUUUCACUGAAUCGAAUGGCGGUAUUUUCAUCUACAUAGCAUGCACCCAACUGACGAUAUGACCCUGCAAAGUCGUAAAUCAUGAGUGAUUUACUUAAUAGGGACCUGUCGGGAAAGAGGACCGGCCAGAUUGGGCCUCUGAUUCGGGAAUUGGGUUUCAAUAAAGUGUCACAUUAAACUGUAUUCAAUCAUUCAAAAGUAGAUUAUAUAAAACUUCCUUUCUAGCUAUUUCAAGGCACUCUUUAAUAAAACAAACACUUAAUUAUUUGGCCCGUAUACAUUAUCAAUACUUUACUGGGCACAACAUAGGAAAUCAAGUUCAUGUGUGAGAGGGAUAGUCUGUGCACAGACUAGAGAAAUUUAGGAUCUACUUUAUCUACAUUUGUGAUAAAUCGGCAAGUUGGAUGUCAUGAAAGAUUGGUAUAUACGUACAGUGUAUGGUAUGUCGCUACUCAUGAAAAUUCAUUUUAGUGUCUUAUCACUAUACUGCAUGAUCUUUAGUCUACCAAAUACAUAUUCUUACAAUUUCUGCUAUUCUCAUGCAUGCAUGAUUGCAUGUUCAAUCACAAAACUGUGGUUUAAUAUAAACACCUGAAUUGCAUUUUGAAUUUUUGACCCUGCUAUUUUAAAAUAUUGAACAAGCUAUUUUUCUGAGAUUAAAGAGUCACAUACAUAAUUCGAGAAUUAUAUUGUGUCAAGUUCCACCAAUCAUAAUUCAAAUAAAAUAAGUGGAGUUAACAAAUACAUGUUGCAAAAUUGUCAACGAGCACCUUGACAUUAAAAAUAAAUAAAUCGUAAAAAAAAAAAAAAUGAUGGUGAGCUUUGUUUGUCGUGUUACCAACCCUCCAAUCACGCACUUGUAAGAUAGAAGUUUUGUGGGGAAGCUGCUGGUUGUCUUGGCCCCAUCCAGGUUUCCUGUAAAGAUAUUGCAGGUUUUUCCUGGCCUCCCUGAUGUUCCAGCUGUAGUAUGAGUGAUGGUAAUACUCAAAUAUAUGUCUUACGAUCAAAUGUGUAGUUUUAAAGAAAAAAUUGCAUAUAACAUGAUUUUAAUCAAUUAAUUAUUUAAAGUGUGUCGAAAGAGAAAUAUAGACGAUAUGUCUUCGAAAAGCACAAAGACCAUCUGUCAGAAGCUGUCUUCUAUACGAUUACAGUUGUGGUGGGAGUUGGGUUUUUUCGUCUAUGGGGAAUACACAUGCUGUGUAUUUGUGGGGAUGGAGUGCUCCCAAAGGUCACCCUCAACCCCAUAGACUCACACAAAUCAAUGUAUUAUACAGUGUAUUGUAAAGUAAACAAUGACCAUCACGGGGAUCUACUAUCCCUUGGACAUUAAAGUAAACAAUGACCAUCACGGGGAUCUACUACCCCUUGGACAUUAAAGUAAACAAUGACCAUCACGGGGAUCUACUACCCCUUGGACAUUUAGGAUGCCCAUCACGGGGAUCUACUACCCCUUGGGUAAAGUCCAACAUGGGGGAACCACAACCCCCUGAGGACAUAUAGUUAUAUCAUAAUCAUAUUGCUGUAAUAGUGAGUGUGUGGGGCGACACUUUGGCCACAGUAUAAAGUAUAAUCGGAGCAUUUCUCCUCGACAACCCUUCUCCCACAACAUUGUGUGUGUGUCAUAGUUGUUUUCUUAAUUGUCCUAGAAUAUUUGCUUAACGAAUUGGUGCAAUAAAGCAAGUUUAUACAUGCCCAUAGCAUUAUAAACUUAAGUUAAUGAAACAAGCGUUAGGACAAGAGUAAAGUUGUGCAAAGUCUCCUGCAGUACAAAGGUCUGGUACAAAGGUCAAUCUGUGAAUCGUGUGAUCAUACACGUGCAAAGCGCAAGGCUGAAUUAACAACAAACCAUUGUCAAAUCUCUUCCCAUGCUGUGCGGGAAAAUAGACCAAUCAGGUUUCACCUCUUCGUCUGCAUAGUUUCCUGCUUGGAUCAGUAAGCCUCAUUGUGUCACUUGCAAGCAAAAUUGUAUGACCUCUGCGGCAAAGUACUUCGAAAUUACCACCCAUCCCACCCUUCAAGGAUUUUGCACCACUAUAUCAUAACUUGUAUCACAUAAUAAAUAAGAAUCUGUAAAUAUUGUUUCGAUAUGCAAUCCGGCAUCAAGAUUCACAUGAAAUGCAAUUCAUGUAGUGUUGUAGAUAAAGUAUUAUGGAGUAGUUACUGGUUAAUAUGUUAUUACAGGCACAUAUAUAUGUUGUAAUAUACAGUAUUGGAAUUGACUUUGCAAGUCUGGUUGUAAAAAUAAAAAUAUUUGGUUGUUUGGGGAUGGAGUGCUCCCAAAGGUCACCCUCAACCCCAUAGACUCACACAAAUCAAUGUAUUAUACAGUGUAUUGCAUAGUAAACAAUGACCAUCACGGGGAUCUACUACCCCUUGGACAUUAAAGUAAACAAUGACCAUCACGGGGAUCUACUACCCCUUGGACAUUAAAGUAAGCAAUGACCAUCACGGGGAUCUACUACCCCUUGGACAUUUAGGAUGCCCAUCUCGGGGAUCUACUACCCCUUGGGUAAAGUCCAACAUGGGGGAACUACGACCCCCUGAGGACAUAUAAUUAUAUCAUAAUCAUAUUGCUGUAAUAGUGAGUCUGUGGGGCGACACUUUGGCCACAGUUUAAAGUAUAAUCGGAGCAUUUCUCCUCGACAACCCUUCUCCCACCACAUUGUGUGUGUCAUAGUUGUUUUCUUAAUUGUCUUAGAAUAUUUGCUUAACGAAUUGGUGCAUUAAUCUACAUUAUAAGUACCCAAAGAGGCUACAUAUAUAAAAAACCGGAUACAAAUAGCUGUUUUGCGAAAUUGGGAGCAAUUUUAAAUCUGUUCAGUUUUUUUUUAUACACCCUGUAGUGAAGCUUUUCACUUCAGUAUUGUAUUCACAGGCUUGCAAGAUUUUGCAUUUUUGAGCAGCUAGCACAUUUGCUUAAAAGAACACUGGAUGAACAGCGGACAACAUCACAGGGAUUCUACCGCCUUUCGGGCCUCUAAUAUACGAUAGCCAGUGACAUUCCCUGGCAAAAUCCCCCCCCCCCUGACAAAAUGUGGGCUUAAGAUAUGUACAAGUUUAUAAGUUAUUUAUACAUAUCUAACGUGCAUGGUAGAAAAGUAUUUUUGGAUGGUUGAGUCUCUGUGCGUUUUUUAUAACAUAGCUCCAAACUAUUAAAACUUCAAAGGCCUAUCUACAGGAUGCAAGUUUAACGUACUGUAUAUACGACUGUAAGAUGUGUAUAUAGGGACUGUAAGUGUUCCUUAGGCUUAGUACAGCAAAGUUGUCGUGGACGAAUCCAUGGCUGAAAACGCAGGAAUAACAUUUCCGAGGUUCAAAUUUUAAAAUUUUCUUGGGGGAGCAUGCCCCAGCCCCCCCCCUAAGGUUAUGGGUCAUUUAUAUACUGUACCAUCCCCCCAUUUUCGAGUAUUCUAUUCUAUCCCUGCAUGUUUUAGGGUUUGGUGCAGUUAUACAUUUUUUGUAAGUAAACUUGCACGCUUUAGUGUGGGGAACAUUAAGACAUAACCAUAGAAAAUAAAGCGCAGUGAAAAUUCCUUGGCCUUUCUUGGGUUUUCUCGGCCUCCUCUGACUGAAAACCCAGCUACUCUCUGACGAUAGCUAUAUGAAAGCCUUGAGUUACUGUAAGCCGUUAUUAUGAGAGGCAAAAAAAUAUCCUGCCGUGAAAUAUACUGGGGAAAAAAUAUCUUGCACUGCACUUUUAUAGGAAAAAAAUACCUGUCUUGUUCACCUGGGCGGACAAAAAAUUAUUGCACAGUCUGAAUCUUCCAACCCCCACCCCCUUCCCACAGUCUGAAUCUUCCAACCCCCUCCCCCCUCAAAAGUCAAAUGGUCCGCCCCUAAGGGUCUGUUUUCCAGUUAUGCGACAGAAACAAAUCACAGAAACAAAUCAUGCAUGCAGGACUGGUAUUUAUUUAUUUUAUCUCUACUUGGCAUGAAAAACAUGAUAUUCAAUAGCUAAAAGCCUGAUCUUUCUGAGUAUGAUAUAUUUACAUUAAUAGUGUAAUGUUAUGGUGUUGGUGAUGGCAAGAAAAUGAAACAGGUGUUAUUUUAAAAGUUGGAUUAUUAAUAAUCCAUCUUUUAAAUAACACCAACAUUAUUGGCUGCCACCACCAAUACCAUCGCACUACUAUAAAUUUUAUAUUCUCCUUCAUCAAUUGCUUUAGUAAUUUUAUUAGUUAGUUCACUAAUUGCAAGCUCUGUUGAUCUAUUUUCUCUAAAGAUAGUAUUUCUUUUUUGCUUUUUUUAUUACAUGAUGUUCGUAUUUGUUUUCAUUGUUUGCAGCAGGAUGGUGUAAAUAUUUCUUAUAUAACUUAUUCUUUUUAAUAACUGAUUUUGCAAUGCAUUAUGUCAUCCAUGGACGUUUCUUGUCAUCCAUGAACUUUUCUUGUCAAUUUUCCUUUUUGUAAGGUUUUUUUGUUAAUGAGAAGUUACUUUCGUAGAUUGGUGAAAAUAAGUGAAAGAACUCAUUGUAUGACUCUGUGCUGUUGUUACUAUAGGAAGCACGUUUUUCCAUGACAUAUUUUUAAUAGUAUUACACUUUUUUGUAAAUAAAUUAUUUUGCUGGUGGGGUUACAUGUCGCGUUUUUAAGUUACGUAGCGGCAUAAACUAUGGGUAAGUGGGCUGAGAUAUCACAAAAUAAUAUCCCAUUUGUGCUGUCUUCUAUAUUUUCAAUAUCAUUAGUAAACAUGUUAUCAAUUAAUGUGGCAGUGUGUUGUGUGAUUCUUGUUGGUCUUAAUAUAAGUGGGAAAAAUGAAGACGUAAGCGUUUGUUCUAGGAAUUUGCUAAUAUAUAAAUCACAAGAUUCUGAUUUCAAGAGAUCUAUAUUAAUUAAUAAAAUCCCCCAUGAGCUGGCCUAUCUUAUUUUAUUUGUCUAUUUUGCCUAGUAUCUGAUUCAUUAUAUUUUCAAACGAAUCAAUUUUAUUAUUUGGCGGUCUGUAUAUUACCCCUAUUAGUACGUUUCACCAACAGCUGUAAUGAGUUCUAUGAAUAUGGUUUCAAUUGUAGUUUACCGCUACGAUUCAUGAUGAUAAAUACAGUAGUUUUCAAGUUGGAAAAGGUCCUCAUUAUCAUUUAGCCACGUCUCAGUUAAACCUAUUAUGUCUAAUGGUAUAUUUAAUUAAUGAUUUGGUUAACUCCUUCAAAGAGUCAAAUUCAUUAACUAUGCUUCUUGUAUUUAAGUGUAACAUCGAAAAGCUUUCGUUGAGAUUCGCCUUGUUGGUAAAUUUAUUGAAAUCAUUUGGUAAAUAAUAUUCACAGUUGUUUAUUAUUGUUUUUCUAUAUUUGCGUUUUCUUCAGAUUGUGCAAUAUUAUUAAAACGAGUGUCGAAAGGGUUAAAUUUCAAAUGCCUUAGCCUAUCCAUAUCGUUUUCACUGAUAUUUUUCUGUUUAAUUAAAACGGUAAAUUCAUACUCUAAAUCGUCAAGUGUGUGGUAGUAUCAGAUAAGCAAUUUUGACACAUGUCAAUAGUGUUAUUUGUAUUGGAGUCAAAUAACAUUGCGCAAGCAUGAGACACAGCGCGAAACAAUUUUUCACAUGUGAGACAUUCAAUAUAUUUUUGUGUUUCUUGAAUUAUUUUGAAGCAGGAAUAGCAUUUUUUCUUGUGCUUAUUUUUAUGAGUAGCCAUUUAGAAAGUUUAAUUUUGUCUAAUGUUAACUUAGAUUUUCAAAACACACAAUAUACAUGACAUUAGUAUUAAGUGAGUGUCUGUAUUAAUUAACGUGUAAAAGUAUUAUUAAUAUCAACAUUAUUAUUAUUAAUAAUCAAUUUAUCCUUAACAAUUCUUGAUUGUUUUCCCGCAGUUCUUGCCUUCUCUCUUACGGCCAAUUCGAUGAGAUCGGUCAAUCUUGACAUGCUUACGUGCGUAUUCUAUUUGAACGAUUUCUAUCUUUUGCUUUAAGAGAUCAUGUAUAAUUUCUGUUGUAUUCUCCUUCUCGUGUUCGGGUAUGUUGAAGAACAACAGGUUGUCGCGCAUGGACCUCGCUUGUAAGUCUAUUAUCUUGUUGCGCAUAGACUGUAUAUUAGCAUUAUCCCAUGUCAAUAGCAAUAUAAUUUCGUUUUGGAAAGUGAUUAACCGUGAUUUUGUAUAAAUUUUAUUGAUAUUGUAUUGAUUUAACUCAUAAAAUAUGCUUCGCAAGUCAAAUGUUAUAUUUAUAUCAUGAUUAUCGCGGAUAUUAUAUAUUUAACACAUGAAUUUAUUCAUCGGCAUCAUCGCACCUUGAAACUACACACUUGACUUGUUAGUGAUACUGAUAUCAUGUGUCAAUACAAUAGCAAUAUAAUUUCGUUUUGGGAAGUGAUUCUGUAUCGAUUUAAUUGUAUUGUAUCGAUUUAACUCAUAAAAUAUUCUUCGCAACUCAAUUGUUAGGCUAUAAUUAUUUACAAACAGGCAAUAGCCGCGCAUAUUAUAUAUUUAACUCAUGAAUUUAUUCAUCGCACUCGAUCUUUCUCGAGUAUCGAAGCGAGAUUCAAACGGAAGUGAGAAAGGCCUCUAAAGUGAUUCUGCGAUUCGUCGACCAACACGACCACCAAUUAACAUGCUCUAGCCAUGACGUUAGACCUUGCAAACGGUGCGACCUAACAGCAAAUCUCCUGAAAAUUCUUCGUGAACUAAAAGGAUCGUAGAUAAUGCUUUGAUCUUACCUUAAAUGAAUGACUUCACAAGAAGAUAUAAUUCUUAAAAAUCGCAAUAUUUGCUAAAUACUUGCCAACUUGUAAGUUUCGCCCUCGUGCUAAAUCUUGGCAAGUCCCGAAGAGCAGCCGGUAGCUUCCGUAAAGAUCCGUCGAAUCUUCUACGUCAUAAAACUGAACGUUCAAAUCAUUGUCGCAUUCAUAUAGCUCGGUAAAGAAGUCUGGGAACAAAUCACAAGAAUAGGGAGCUGCCUGCGGCAUGAAGCAAUUAAUAGUUGUAAGAUUCGAUGUUUAUACCGUUAAAAUGUGAAUUUUAAGUUACACACUAAGGCCGCAUUUACACUAUGACGCUACGGCAAAUUUACCGUAGCGCAGUGAUUUGCAUCCGCAGAGCAGAACUAUGACGCUACGGCAAACCACUCCGUUAUAGUGAAAACACAAUACUGAGAAACGUCGUGAAUUUUUAACGAAAUUGAUUUGUAUUCAGUGUGGCAAAUGUGGUGGUCCGUAGUUAGCACGCUACGGCAAACCACUCCGUUAUAGCGUAAACACAAUAUAGUCUCAAUACUGGAAACGUAGUGAAUUUUUAACGGAGUGUUAGCCGUAGCGUCAUAGUGUAAACGCGGCCUAAAGCACAAAGAGUGAAGGUAACUCGUGCACAAGUUCUAGAUAUAAAAAUAAUCCUCCUCGCGUUGAUAACAGUCUUUUCCGCGGUAGAUCGUCUAAUUAACCCGAGCAUUUGGUUUGAUUUCGACCGCACUUGUUCAUUUGAUCGUUCCAUAAUAGCUUAUAGAACUAAUGAUAAUACCUAUAUGUCAACCUCAUUUUCCAUUUGUCCAUAGGUCCAAUCUGUAAUAAUGUGCGAGAUACAGCCAUAAUGUAUGGUGAGUUGUGUGAAUUUUAAAAUACACUGCCGUGCUUUGUACCUGAACUAUACCUGAAAUAUAUUAACAACACGCGGUGGGUAGCACCGACGAGAGAUGCUUUUCUUUGGUAAACAUUUUGCUGAUCCCCAACCAUUAGAAAGUCAAGAAAGUUUUACCCAACUUCAAAUGGCAAUUAAAAAAUAAAUACCCACUCCUGGCCAAACGUUUUACGAAAGGAUAGCAUUCGGAAUUCAGAUGUCACACAUGUCCUUUACCACUUCUGUUACAUGAGUUUAAAAUAACUGCUUAUGCAAUUUUUUGCAGUCUAAAGUUUCAUGUUGUCUGCAGAUGUACUUUCUUUGGUGACUCUAUUUGCCUCCUGACCGAAAUCGGAAAAUGAUCAAGAUAGUGACUCUGAUCAUAGACAAUCCAAAAGACAUGUCUUGGAUUGUCUAUGGCACUAUGCUCUGAUUGAUUUACAUAUUGUAUUGACCUAUAUCAUGACUCAUGACAUUGAAUGAGUCACGAUUUGGAAUUGACAAUACAUUUUUAUUACCGAACCCUUGGCUUGGGUUGUUUUGUUUUUCAUUUAUCCGACCUUUACCACCCCCCUCCCCUAAAUAUUGACCAGUCUCUAGUACGUUAACUCUAUUCUAACAUAUCCUCAGAGAUAUAAAAAAACUAAUUCUAUACCCAUUGAGCUAUCGAAUCAACGGGGAUUGGUAUAGCGAGUCUUAUCCAAUUUACUCGCACGAAAUGUUUUCGCGCCGUCUUGAAGCUUGUCUUGGAGAACACGCGAUGUUUUAAUAUUACAGAACUAUCCUUAUAUAUAAAAAUGUUGUUUCAUAUUUAUCUGACACGGCAGACAUACAGCAUAGUGGUUCGCUUCAAAUGUCGUUCAAGUGUUUUAAUAUUUUUCAAGUCGUUCAUAAACAAGUGUUUUAACAAUUUUUCAAGACCAUUGCGUUCGAGAUAUCUUUUUGCAGGUUGUUCACACACAAACCACGGCAGCUUAUUACAUUUUGGAAUACCACUCCUCCGCAGAGGCUUUUAUAUAUGUGUUGAGGUUUUGAGCAUUUUUACCAGUCUCACGUCCAAUGUGUACGGACGCGCUCUCUCAAUCGCUACGCAAACUUCAUGUAAGACUGAUUAAAAAUGCUCACAACUCUAUAAGACUUAUAUAAAAGCUGAGGAGAGUGGUAGAAUACUACCUGCCCUGGACCACCACGUUUGAGUUAUCUUUUUCAGGUAAUUCAGACACAAACCACGCCAGCUUGUUGUAAAAUUACACUAACAUUGGACCACCACGUACGUUUUAUUUAUUAAUGGGAAACUUUUAUUUUUCCAGCUUUGCUUUCUGGUCGGGAUCCUGAAUAUCCAGCCGGUAUGUUAAUUAUUCAUAUUUGGACCAACUUCAACAAAUAAAAAAUAUUGUCCAUAUUCCCAUGAAAAUUUGGUGUUUGGUGAAAGCAUUUGGCAAGUUUCACUCUAAUAACAGAUAUACAAUAUAUUUUUACACAACACACCACUAUAUGAUAUAUGUUGUGCAUCGUGUAAGGAUUUACAUCAACGUUGAUAUUGAUUAUAGGCCUAUUAUAUUAGCCAAGUGAACGUUAUUUUAAUAUUUUGUGUGACCUCCUUUUGAUUUCAAAACAGCUUCAACUCUUCCAGGCAUAGAUUUAAUAAGUUUUCUUAGUAUUGAUGGUUUAAGAUUAUUCCAGCAUUAUUGAUUAACAACAUUCCUUAGGUUGGUUGUCUUUGCUUCUGGGAUUAUGUUUCAUUUUCUCUCGCUUGAAAAGUCUCCAUAAAUUGUCAGUAGAAUUUAGGAUUUUAGGUCUGGAGGUUGAGGAGGAACAAUCAGAUCACCAUUCUCUAUAGUCCCUAGUUAUUAAAUAUUUUUUACAAAACAAAAAUAUCACUCCCUCCUUCAAAGACAAGCCAGUACCAUCUUAACAGGCUGUUUCUGUAAGAAUCGACCAGUGAUUCUCAAAUUGAACAUCACCCAUGCCCAUAUUUUUGUCAUUUGUUAGGCUUAGUAAGCACACCAUGGAAUCAUGCUCAGAAUUUUUAACUUCUGUAUUUUCCUGAGAUUUUUAUGAUUUUCUGCUUACCCCAAACGAUAGCGGUUUUUACGCUUCACUCGACGCGUAAAAGACACUUUUAUACUGUCUUAUUGCACAGUCGCGUGAACGAUUUUAUGAAUUAUUUUGAUAUGUUUUUAAAAUUCAAUGUUUCAACUUCACGUUACCGAUUUUAUUUGGUACGAACCGCAUUUAAUUUAAUCCAUAGUUAAUUAACUAUGCUUAAUCAGAGUAUGCUUUUGAGCUGUUGCCCGUUAUCUGGUGUGCUAUUAAAAUUAGCUUAUUGCAAAAUCGUUUUAUUCAAAAGUGGCACCACUUACUAACUCUACCUCAGAUUAGUUUGAAGGUACUUACGGUGUACUAUAUAGUCUUGUCGAAAAACGUUUGUGGGGAAAUAAUUCGAAAAUAUUUUAAUCACCACGGCUUUAUCCAAGCACUUUUUGCUGACCCUCGUUUUAGAAAAAAAAAAUUCAGUUUUUGUGACGCACGAAUGUAUAGCAAAAGGGCAAAGUCCCUGAAAGCUUUUGCCAUUUCAGCAUCUUAGCUAGACUAUGUUGCCGCCACGUUGCUCGGAUGUAACUGCAUGGUUUAUGAAUGAUGUAAUCUUAUAUGUAAACAUUGUGCAAUACCAAAGAGGCCAAGCAUUGAUGUUGUAGUAUUCAAGUGUAUUUUUUUGCGUUUUUUUCACUCUUCCAGCUCAAGGUUGUGUAAAUUUUAGAUUUUAGUCCACAAAAUUUACUCUCUAUUUGUAAUAUCUGUUAUUCUUCGAUCAUCCCAUUUCAUUUUUUUUGUAAUUUGAUUUAAAAUUUUUAUCAGAAAUCCAAACAUGCAUGCCAUCUAAGCAUGGUGGGACAAGACACAAAAUAUACGAUAGAGGUAGCUUUACAAUCGACGUAAACAUGUUGUUUUAUUUGGAAAGAAAACCAACUCAAAUAACCCUGUUUCUCGGGAUUCCGAGUGUGAAAAUGAUUUUUGUUGUUUUUUCUUUUCGUUGGGGGAAAGAUUCUGUUCAAAAACUCAAUUCAAGAUUGACUUUUGACCUCCGUUUACCGGUGGUCAGUUGGUACGUGCUUGGAUAAAGCCCUGAAUUCGCGGCACACAAAGUUUUACAAUUUUCACCCAAAUUAGGCCGAAACCGAAAAUGACAAACCAGACAACAAAAAUGACCCUUUAUCGUUAUUUAUAGCAAUUAGCAAAUAUAUCCUCUGGUAUAUACAAUGUGUUUUAUUUUCCAAAAUAAAACACUUUUAAAUGUUUAUGAAUAAUAUUUUAAUCGGAAUAAUAAGAUUAAACAUUUCUUAGGCUGCUUAUAUUGGAGCGACUGACCUGCUAACGGCGUGAAUGUCUUGAUAAACAACAAUACAAUAAUCUUUGUCUUUGCCCACUCUGGUCCACUCGUGUGCGAAAAAUUUAAAUGUGGUUGUAAACAAACUAUAAAUAUUUGGUCAUUUUUGGUUACCUCUAUAUUCUUAUCGCAAAUAUAUCUGAGGAAUUAAUUCGAAAAUAUUUUAAUUGUGGCAUAAAAGUUAUAAAUAAAAUUUACGUACUAUGUUCAGUUUUUCGCCCAAAAACCGGAAGUGAAGAGCCAAAUUUAUAUCUAAAAGAGUAAAAUCAUUAUUUCAUUCAGAGAGCGAGACUAGGGCACUCACCUCUUCCAAAGUUGUGGGGGGGACGUUAUUAGUUUACUUCGAGUAUGUCGGUUUCGCUCACAUGCAACUAGAACUACAAUUUUAUUUCUACACAACAUAAUUAUGCAAUGCUUAGUCAGUUCUAUACUUAUAUAGUUACACAAUUUCAACCGAGAUUUCAGCUUAUUAAGUGGCGACUACUUUAAUUAUGGCAUAAUUGUACCAAGCAGUUAAAUAUUCAUAACUCUAUAAACUAUCACUGCAUGUCUUUACGUAUAUAUAAUGUCACCAUGCAGUUUUUCAUCGCUUCUCGAGCAACAUUCACUAUAUCAUUUCUCCAACUUUCAGAAUAAGGUUAGAUUUGCGAUCUCUUGACUUGAGUGGUAUCUCGAAAUGCCCACAUAUAACUUUUAACAUGCUGAUAUUCAAUAGGCGAAGUUUAUCAUUUUUGUAGUACUGACACAAAUCAUAAAUAUCAUAGAUGAUAGGAUGCUGAAUUCCUAUUUGACCAACAAUGUCGUUUAUUUGGCAAACUUUCUCCUCAGUUUCAACUUCUGAAUCAUCUACGUCUUCCGUUGGGGCAACAUGCCAUCUUUCAUCCUCCGCCCCCAUUUCUUUCCUUUUUUUCUAGCAACAUCAAGACGAGAAAAAAAAGCUUUUGAUUUGGUUUGAUGUCAACCAUUCCUCGCGAGUAAAUCGUCUCUCAUUGUUUUCAUUCCUAUACACUUACGCAUAUCAGCUUCUAUACAUCACUCGAGGUAAACUUGCAGCCAGUUAGCUCACCAAUAUCAAAUUUUGCUGUCAAAUAAUUGCGGACAUUCGUGCUGAACCGGGAAGAUGUACUGGGCUUGCUUAGAGCCCAGCCUAUGAAUGAUAUCAAUAGUUUGAAAUUUUUCGACUCAUUUUUUUCUCAAGCUGUCGUACAAUGUCUCGUUUUUAAGAGUAUUGGUACGUGUGGUGUGCCGCACUGAGAUGAAUUUCCAGAUUUUCAAAACAUUUGAAGACUUUAUCGCAUCCUGGAUCGGUACACUCGAUUGAUUCGUCGUCUCUGCCAUUUGUUUCUCUUCUUCCAUAUAUGGCUGUCACAUUAAAUUAAAACAAUCCAUCGUCUUCCUGAAUGUCUGUCUAUAGUUCUCGGUUUUUUAACGACAACAUCUGAGAAAGGAAUGAAUUUUUCCUUUCCCGAUACCAUAUAUGCUUUCCUGACUCUAAGACCCUGAUCUUCUAUCUCAAAGUUAUGAAAACUGUUAAAGUUUUUAUAGGUUUUACCUCAGCUGACAUUUUUGACUUGUCUAUUUUGUUUACCGAAGCAGUAACUCCACUGACGGGGCCCUCGACUUGUGCUCUCUUCAUGUCUUUUGCACUCAAAAUAUCAUGGCCUUCGUUGCAAUAGCUCCUAAUAGCUAGUUUCAUUGGGCAUAAUGUGCGGUCACACAUGUCCUUGCCGUGUUGUGGUUCAGAGUAGUCGUAACUGACAACCUUUACCCCGACUCUGUUCCCGAUAUCUUUUAAUGAUGCUAUUAAUAAAUUGUUAUGAUAACAUCCGGCUUCGUCUGACCGUAUAUAAACAUUUCUUAUACCUUGGUAUUUAUACAUGAACUUGCGGUUAGAGCUCGACAAUUGGACUUUGUAGCUAUGGGACCGGUUGUACGAUGACCGGAUAGCGCUAUCCACCCGAUAGUGAUUUUUCAAGCUUUGUUAAAUUAGCGUUGGUUGUAAGUUUAGUAUUUAUAGGUUAAAUAUUUUUUAUGCUUCUUGUGUCGUCUAUAUCCGUAGUUUCACAGUUUUUCAAGCAUUUUACAAAGGUUGAAAAAAUCACUAUCUGGUGGAUAGCGCUGUCCGACCUUCGUACACCCCAGUUGGUUAGAGCGCUGCACCGAAUUGCAAUGCCGCUGGUUCGAUUCCUGCCAGAGGGUCUAUAGUUGCAUUUUUCAGCUGCUCCUGGUUAAGUUUUUAAAGAAUGUAUAAAAUUUACAAAGGGCAUAAGGUCUCAUUAAAUAUAACACAGGUUUGCAAUUCGUUUCAUUCAGUGGCCGCGGAAGCAUUUCAAAAUGGGGGGAGGGCAUUGGCCAAAAGGGGCACUUUUGUAUAUGAUCAAAAUCAAACGAUUUUAUGUCGUUCACGAGCCGGACGAAAAUUUUUGAAAAUAUGGAGUCUCUAUAACGUUGGAAAUGGCCUUUAUAGAGCCUUUACUCUGCAAAAGGGGCACUUUCUUUCCAGCAAAAGAAGGCUUUUAUUCGGGAAAUACUUUUUUCGUUCUGUAAAUGGGGCACUUUAGCCCAGAAAAAAGGACACUUUUUUCACUUUUAAAAAAAGUGGGGGGGGGCAUAUGCCCCCAUUGCCCCCCGGUUCCGCGGCCCCUGGUUUCAUUGUGUUGAGAAGAAUAUCUUAUUUCAAAAUGUGGAAAUGAGUCAAAAUAAUUGAAGUUGAUUUAUAUGUAUAGGUAUGAUUCAACCAGACCAUGCGACUUUGGAAGGAUUUGAAAACUUGGAUUUAUCUGAUUUGACUCUGGGAGUGGACUGGGCUUUUGCGCAG
This is a messenger RNA of Paramuricea clavata, 20182 nucleotides long. The record is from the annotation of a GenBank genome assembly. Lineage: Eukaryota; Metazoa; Cnidaria; Anthozoa; Malacalcyonacea; Plexauridae.